Molecule: messenger RNA, 1845 nt
Organism: Grosmannia clavigera kw1407
Lineage: Eukaryota; Fungi; Ascomycota; Sordariomycetes; Ophiostomatales; Ophiostomataceae
Exons: 3
Coding region: 1-1845 (614 amino acids)
Source: RefSeq, a predicted model, not a curated record
AUGGUGUCGUCCGCCAGCGCGGUCUCGCCGCCGCAACCAGGGAAGCCGUCGUCAGCAGCCAAUGAUGCAAUUUUGCGCAAUGCGCUGCGAUACACCAUGUCGGCACGCGAGUAUGCGGCGCUGCACAAGUACGUACUGUCACGGUCGCGAAUGGUGCGACGACACGUGCCCAGCGUCGAGACGGUCGGCCGGAUCAUGGGCGGACCGCCAGUCAAGAAGAAGAAAAAGGACAAAGAAAAGGACAAAGAAGAGGCAGAGACAUCUUCAGCACCAAAGACGGGCGCUAUUGUAGGCGCAGACGACUUCAAUACACGGGCAGUACGGCACGCGCUGCGUGUGUUUGCGGCCACGGCGAGCGGAAUGCGGCUCUUUGGGGCGAUCCAGCGGCGAUUUCUAGGCGACAAAACCUCCAAAAAGAAGCCGCUGCACAAAUUGCCCACAGUACGGCUUUCGCUCUCACUCUCGACCAUCCUGCUGAUGUACCGGCUGCUCUUCCGGUUCUUCACACGUCUGCGCACAACACUGCUCGACCCGGCGGCGCUGCCGUUCCGUUCACGUAACCCGCGCACAGCCGCAGCGCUGACAUCGUCCUAUGCACCCGCAGCAGGAGCCUCAUUGGCGGGCCUGGCGCUAGGCAUUGCUCCGGCUCGGUUCCGGAUGAUGCUGGCGCUCCUGGCGGUCUUCCGCGGACUGGAGUUUGCCUGGAAUGCGGCAGAAGACACGGGGGCCAUCUGGGGCGUCGACAUGGUACCCGUGGCAGUGCGGUCUGCCAUGGGAGCUGCGGCAGGAGCACUCGUUGGAGACAACGGCGACUCUGCGAUGAUCGGGAGCUGCAGCAGCAGCAGCGGAAACGACGGCGUUGUCCUGCGGGCACGGCCUCGACAGCGGCCAUGGUGGUGGGGCUCGUGGAUGCUGCAGCCGUUUGCAGUUGGACAAAUGCUGUACGCAGCUGUGUUUGACCGGGACUGCUUCCCGUCGUUGCCGUUAGGAAAGUUUGUCCUGGGACAGAUGGAGGCCACAGACACAUACCUGCACACAGCCCCCGUGGACGCAUCGGCGUCGGUGGUGGCGGGCUGGCCGGGACCAGCUGCCGUGAUGGACGCGUUGGCAGCAAUGGCGCGGGCACAGUGGCCAGCAUUUGCAUCGCCGAUUCUCUUCCCAGGCAAGGAGGCAGAACAGGUGGUCACGCUGGCAGCAUCCUCGCCAGCCGUGGCCGCAGUGAUGCCGUCGCUGGUGGCACGGGCACAUCCGCUGGUGGCGUCGCUGAGCUGCGCCACACUGCAUCCAGACGACCCGUCAUGCGGCCGCACGCAGCUGCUGUUCUGGCUGCGGUCGUUCCCGGCGUAUGCGCGAGCCUUCUUGGUGCUGUACACGGCACUGCAGCUGCCGCGACUGCCACAGCUGGCGGCAGCACUGCACGACGCACCGCUGCGGGCGAUACAGCAGCUGGUGGUGGCACGGGCGCUGCGGUCGGCGACCAUGUUGACGGGAGCAUUGUCGACAGCCUGGGCAUCAUUAUGCGUGUUCCAAGCCUGGCUGCCGCGCCGGGUGCUGGCAACACAACGCGUGUAUCUGGGCGGCUUCGUGGCCGGCCUCUGGGCCUGGCUCGAGCGGCGGCACGGCCACGCCGUCUUCCUCUACUCGGCGCGCGCCAGCUUUGAGAGCUUCGUGCGCAUGGGUGUCAAGCGCGGCUGGUGGCGGUCACCUGCGCGCAGCGGCGGCGACGUGGCUGUCUUUGUCGCAGCGCUGCUUCUGGCCGGCACGGCAUAUGAGCGCGAGCCACGGGCCCUACGUGAGCCGGCCUGGCGCAAGGGUAUCAGUUGGAGCCGGGAGCGGGAGGCCUGA